Messenger RNA from Porites lobata, 912 nucleotides. NCBI's taxonomy places the organism in Eukaryota, Metazoa, Cnidaria, Anthozoa, Scleractinia, Poritidae. The record is from the annotation of a GenBank genome assembly.
AUGAACAGAUUAGUGAAAGCGGACGAAGAUGCCAAGCUUGCAAAGAAACCAGACGGGCUUCCCCCUUCCAUAGAGCGAAUAAGAGGCGAAGUUAAGAGGCAACAAGACGAGCAGUUCCUCGCAGUCAUUGGUCGAGGGGAAUACCGAUUAACUGAAGAUUUCUCCUUCCUUGGGAUCGACGAGAAGGGCUUCUAUAGAAUGAGUCACAAGCAGAAGGACGCCCUGAAGAAGAAAUUCUUCUCAUCAUCCAUGUCAAGGUUACGAAACGAAGAUUCAGAAGAACAAGGAGCCGCCACAGAUACAACGUUAUCCAUAACUGCUGAAAAUGCCCAGAUUAUUGAUAUUCCCUACCCAGUGCUAAAGGGGAUGUUCAGCAAGGCUGCUACGACAGUGGAAGAUCCGUCCGCGCUGUGGAAAGUGCCAACUGGUGAAGGAGGUGACCCCUCAUGCCCAAUCAGAUACAUGGUUCACAGCCAAACAUCACGUGAGCCUCACACUGUCCUUGUUUAUCCCAAAACUGGCAAGGUGCAGUGUGAUAAAGGGUGUGUAAGCUGGUCCACGUACAGUUUGUGUUCACACACCCUAGCAGUAGCGGAGAAAGAGGGGGCUUUAAAGGAGUUCCUUAAAUGGUUCAAAAGCAGAAAGCGUUCUCCUAAUCUGUCAGGCCUUGCAAACGUGAACAUGCCUAACAAUGCUGGUCAAAAACCGGAACAAGGAAGCGGAAAGGUGGAAGCAAUAAAUCCUCAACUGAUAGGAACAUUGUUCGCAAUCGGGUAUUGCAGCCUACAUCCGCACCCGUCAAUGAUUCAUGCCCAUCUGCAAUUGACCAAAACACCCCACCUUGGCCGCCAGUGUCGCCUUUGCCUCACAUUCAGCUGGGUAACAGUUUCAACGUGCCUCGGACUCCACUAG